This is a messenger RNA of Setaria italica (foxtail millet), 1813 nucleotides long. RefSeq names its product transcription factor MYB83. The transcript has 2 exons. The record is from RefSeq and is a predicted model, not a curated record. NCBI's taxonomy places the organism in Eukaryota, Viridiplantae, Streptophyta, Magnoliopsida, Poales, Poaceae. Bases 286 to 1524 code for a protein of 412 amino acids.
CCUCCACUCCUCUCUUCCUUCUUCCAUUCCCCAUCCUCACUACUCCAUACACACACACACUCUCUCACACACACCAUCAUAUAUAUAUACAACACACACUCAGGUCCAUUUCCUCCUUAUCUUCCACACCUACACACUGCUUGGAGAUCAUCAUCUACCGAUCGACCUCAUGCACAUUCCCUAGCACUACACUACUAGCUCACCGCCGCAGCUACGUGCACCGGCGGCACGCCGCACGUGCGAGAUCAAGCCAAGAUCAGAACCAGCUGGGUCAAUAGGACGGCAAUGAGGAAGCCGGAGGGCCCAGCGGCGAGCGGCGGCUGCAAUGGCGGUGCGGCGGCGGCGGCGAAGCUGCGGAAGGGGCUGUGGUCGCCGGAGGAGGACGAGAAGCUGGUGGCCUACAUGCUGCGGAGCGGGCAGGGGUCGUGGAGCGACGUGGCCCGGAACGCCGGCCUGCAACGCUGCGGCAAGAGCUGCCGCCUCCGGUGGAUCAACUACCUCCGGCCGGACCUCAAGCGCGGCGCCUUCUCGCCGCAGGAGGAGGACCUCAUCGUCAGCCUCCACGCCAUCCUCGGCAACAGGUGGUCUCAGAUCGCUGCCCGGCUGCCGGGGCGCACCGACAACGAGAUCAAGAACUUCUGGAACUCCACCAUCAAGAAGCGGCUCAAGAACAGCUCCUCGGCCUCGUCGCCGGCGGCCACCGACUGCGCGUCGCCGACGGAGCCUAGCAGCAAGGUCGCCGGCAUCGACAUCAGCGGCGCCACCAGCUGCCCGGACCUCGCCGGCCUGGACCAUCAUCAUCAGGACGGCGGCCACCACCACGCGAUGAUGACGACGGGCUUGUGGAUGGUGGACUCGUCCUCCUCCACUUCCUCAUCGACCUCGCCGAUGCAGAGCCGGCCGCCGCCGUCGGCCAUUGCAGCGGCGGUGGCCCGGAGCUACGGCGGCCUCCUCCCCCUCCCCGACCAGCUCCGCGGCGGCACGGCGGCCGACACGUCGCCGGCAGGGUUCUUCCACGGCCACGCGGCGCCGUUCAAACAGCAAGCAGCAGUUGCCUCAUUGCAUGGCGGUUACUAUGGAAUGGGCAGUCCUCAUCACCAUGGGAUGAUGGCAAUGGAGGGAGGAGGAGGGUGCUUCAUGAGAGGAGAAGGCCUCUUUGGUGUGGCCCCUCUGCUGGAUGCCAUGUCAGCACAAGACCAAGACCAGGCAGGCCAGGCCCUAAUAGCAUCAAGUGGUGGUAACAACAACCCUAAAAACAACAGCAGCAACAACACUACCGAGACUACAACAACAGUGAGUAACAAUGAGAGCAACAUCACAGACAACAACACCACCAACACCAAGGACAACAACAUCAACGCCAUGAGCCUAGUGAACAGCGGCAGCAGCAAUGUGGCUGCUGUCUACUGGGAGGGGGCCCACCAGCAGUACAUGAGCAGGAAUGUCAUGCAUGGGGAGUGGGACCUGGAGGAGCUGAUGAAAGAUGUGUCAUCCUUGCCUUUCCUUGAUUUCCAAGUCGAAUGAUUGGGAGGGCCCAUCUCCAGCUGGCUGCCAAUGAAAGGAGUAGAGUAGUACAUAUAUGCAUAUAUACAUAUAUACACAACUAUACAUAAAUACAUACGUAUACAUUAAGAUUAGUAUUUCCCCCCAUCCUUGACAUUAUUGUUCCCUCCAAUGUAAAAGAUUUUUCUCUUCUCACCAAACCUACUUCACCUCACUUUUGGUCCUACACAUCUUGGAUUAUUCAUCCUCCUGUAUACAGGCAUUUUCAUGCCAUGCAAUGCAAAUAAACAAAAUCAAAUCUUGAGCUACA